UGGGCCGAGCCCGCCGGGUGGUUGGAGCGCGUGGGGCCGAGGUGCGAGCGGGGCGCGCGGUGGUUACUCUGGUUACUGUCCGCGAGGGAUGCUGGCGACCUGGCGGUCCGGCGUCGUCCUCGCCGAGCCCUGACGGACGCUCUCCGGAGACAGCCAUUCACCCUCGAGGAAGGCAAGUGGCGGUCGGGCAGGUUCCGGGCCGUGACUUCGGGGCUUGCCCAGGAGAGGUCUCCGGGGAGAGCUGCGCCGCCCCGCUCCAGCCCGGCUUCGGGACUCCGGGGCCGGGUCUUCUGUUGGUUGGAGAAGGCUGCCGGGCAGUGUCGCUUAGGGGCGGCUUUCCCAGCACCCUGAUCCUUCUUCGCCAACUCCUUCCCGCCGAGCCCCUGCGGCUGCUGACAAUAGACCACUUAGAGCCCGAGGAGCGGACAUCCAAGUGUACGCACAGCCACACUCGUACCCCCUCCUCUGCCCAAUAGCGAGAUUGAAAGAGAGAGAGAGACCCGUCUGUCAGCUGGCCGAAUGAUCUGAUCAGGAGCUGUAGGCAGGCUUUAAAUGCUGCUUUCUAAGUCUCGGACAACUUAAGAUACAUUUGUACUCUCCAUGGUUUCACGAAUUGAUCUCGUCUGACUCUGAAACUAUUGACAGGAAGGAGUUGGGCCAGUGUCCCGCGCCCCCUUUUGACAACUACAUUUUGGAGAGAACGUCUUAAUCACCAAAACCCUCCCGAGGAAAAAAAAAAGACACCCCCCCCCAAAAAAAAAAAACCACAAAAAACCAAAAAUCCUCAGCCACCAAAGAAGCCUUUUGAACCAUGUGGACUUUUCUUGGCAUUGCCACGUUCACCUAUUUUUAUAAGAAAUGCGGGGAUGUCACCCUGGCCAACAAGGAGCUCCUGCUGUGCGUGGUGGUGUUCCUGUCUCUGGGCCUGGUGCUCUCCUACCGCUGUCGCCAUCGAAACGCGGGCCUCCUCGGGCGCCAGCAAAGCGGCUCCCAGUUCGCUGCCUUCUCGGAUAUUCUCUCGGCUUUGCCUCUUAUUGGCUUCUUAUGGGCCAAGUCACCCCCUGAGUCAGAAAAGAAAGAGGAGCUGGAGUCCAAUAAGUGCAGAAAAGAAAUCAACGUUUCAGAAACAACAUCAUCAGAAGCAGCUACCUCAGUAUCGACAUCUUCCCUGAAUGAUCCGGAAGUCAUCAUCGUGGGGUCUGGUGUACUUGGAUCUGCUUUGGCGACGGUUCUUUCCAGAGAUGGAAGAAAGGUGACGGUAAUCGAGCGAGAUUUAAAAGAGCCUGACAGAAUCGUUGGUGAACUCCUGCAGCCUGGCGGCUACUGUGUCCUCAAAGAACUGGGCCUCGGAGAUACAGUAGAGGGUUUUAAUGCCCAUCUUGUACACGGCUACAUAGUGCAUGACUAUGAGAGCAGGUCUGAAGUUCAAAUCCCGUACCCGGUGUCAGAGGACAACCAAGUGCAGAGUGGAGUUGCUUUCCACCAUGGCAAAUUCAUCAUGAGUCUCCGGAAAGCAGCUAUGGCAGAGCCCAAUGUCAAGUUUAUAGAGGGCGUCGUGCUUCAGUUACUGGAGGAGGAUGGCGCCGUGAGAGGAGUGCAGUACAAGGACAGGGAGACCGGAGACACCAAGGAGCUCCGGGCCCCUUUGACGGUUGUUGCAGACGGGCUUUUCUCCAAGUUCAGGAAGAACCUCAUCUCCAACAAAGUUUCUGUUUCCUCUCAUUUUGUUGGCUUCCUUAUGAAGAAUGCACCACAGUUUAAAGCCAAUUUUGCGGAGCUUGUUCUGGUCAAUCCAAGUCCAGUUCUUAUCUACCAGAUUUCAGCCAAUGAAACCCGAGUACUUGUUGACAUUCGUGGAGAAAUGCCAAGGAACUUAAGAGAAUACAUGGCUGAACAAAUAUACCCCCAAAUACCCGACCACCUGAAGGAGCCAUUCCUGGAGGCCUCUCAGAACUCUCGUCUGCGGACCAUGCCAGCAAGCUUCCUUCCUCCCUCCCCAGUGAACAAACGAGGUGUUCUUCUUCUGGGAGAUGCAUAUAACCUGAGGCAUCCUCUUACUGGCGGAGGAAUGACAGUUGCUUUAAAAGAUGUAAAAUUAUGGAGAAAACUGUUAAAAGGCAUUCCUGACCUUUAUGAUGAUGAUGCUGUUUUCCAGGCCAAAAAAUCAUUCUAUUGGUCAAGAAAAAGGACCCAUUCCUUUGUUGUGAAUGUGCUGGCUCAGGCUUUGUAUGAAUUGUUUUCUGCCACAGAUGAUUCCUUGCAUCAACUACGAAAAGCUUGCUUUCUUUAUUUUAAACUUGGUGGAGAAUGUGUGACGGGUCCUGUUGGGCUGCUUUCUGUACUGUCUCCUCACCCUCUGGUGUUGAUCCGACACUUCUUUGCCGUUGCCGUCUACGCCACAUACUUCUGCUUUAAAUCAGAGCCAUGGGCCACGAAACCCCGAGCCCUAUUCAGUAGUGGUGCUGUACUGUACAAGGCGUGCUCUAUAAUAUUUCCUCUCAUCUAUUCCGAAAUGAAGUAUCUGAUUCACUGAAGGGGAACCACGUGGAAGCCAAGUCCAUCGGAACUUGCCGAGGAUGUAUAUAGCAUAGAACUGUAUGACUUCUGCAGUGGCGACUCAAGGCCCAAGCUUGUGCAGAAGCAUGUAAAUAUAUGCCUUAAUUUACAGUUGAAAAUCAAGGGUCAAAUAAGCUAGAUGUUUAAAAGAAUGAUUGUUUCCACAAAUUAGUGCUAACACUGAAGUUUUUCUUUUGAUGUCAGUAUUUGGGGUGAUUCAUUGGCACAUGCAAAUAAAAUGAAGAGUGAACUCUUA
Peromyscus maniculatus bairdii (prairie deer mouse) is the source of this 2812-nucleotide messenger RNA. It is a transcript of the gene Sqle, whose product is annotated as squalene epoxidase. The record is from RefSeq and is a predicted model, not a curated record. Gene Ontology annotation, molecular function: flavin adenine dinucleotide binding; squalene monooxygenase activity. Lineage: Eukaryota; Metazoa; Chordata; Mammalia; Rodentia; Cricetidae. Gene Ontology annotation, cellular component: membrane; endoplasmic reticulum. Gene Ontology annotation, biological process: cholesterol metabolic process; sterol biosynthetic process.